AUGAGAACUUUACUUCUCUUCUUCUUGUUCUGCUCUGUUCUUUACCUCUUUCCCCGAACUGGAUCCGCCACCGACGUGAUGACAGCCGAUCAAUCCUUAGUCAACAACCAGACCCUUCUCUCCGCCGGCAAGAUUUUCGAGCUGGGAUUCUUCACCCCGGGAGGAAACUCCAGCAACUGGUACCUCGGAAUUUGGUACAAGAACAUCCCUCAGCGAACCUACGUCUGGGUCGCCAACAGAGACGAUCCUUUCCAAAAUCUGUCCGCCGCCGCCUUCAGAAUCGCCGACGGGAACCUCGUCCUCCUCGACCAACGCGCCACGUAUCCCCUCUGGUCGACGAACCGGACGACGGUGUCAGGAAAUUACCCAAUUGCGCAGCUUCUCGACUCCGGGAACCUGGUCCUGAGAGAUGGAACAGAGUCCAGUCGAAUCCUAUGGCAGAGCUUCGACUACCCGACCGACACUCUGCUUCCGGGGAUGAAAUUGGGCUGGGAUCGAACCACGCGGCUCGAUCGGUUCCUCAAUUCCUGGGCGGGACCGGAAAACCCAGGAACCGGGAAAUUCUCCUUCGAAUUAAACCACACCGGGUUCCCGGAGAUCUUUCUGGUCGAAUCCAGUUCGAGAAUCGUGUACCGGAGCGGGGCGUGGAGCGGGUCGCGGUUCAGCGGCGUACCCGAAAUGCAGCCCCUCAAUCACGCCUCCUUCGAAUUCGUUACCGGCAGCCAAGAGGUCUACUACUCGUUCCACGUGUCUUCCCACACGAUCUACUCCCGAUUGACGGUGACUCCCGACGGGAUUCUCCGGCGGUACACGUGGAUCCCUGAGAUUGGCCAGUGGAGGCCGUUCUGGUACGCGCCCAAAGAUCAGUGCGAUAACUACAGGGAGUGUGGGGUUUACGGGAUCUGCGAUUCGAAUUCGUCGCCGGUUUGCAAGUGUAUCCCCGGGUUCCGACCCAGGUACCCGGAAGCCUGGAAUUUGAGAGACGGGUCGGGCGGGUGUGCCCGGAAGACCGAUUUGGAUUGCCCCCGGGAUAAGUUUCUGAAGACCAGGAAUGUCAAGCUGCCGGAGAGCGCGGCGGCGGUGGUCGACCGGGGAUUGGGAUUGAAGCAGUGUGGGGAAUUGUGCGCGAGGAAUUGUUCGUGUACGGCUUACGCAAGCGCGAAUGUCACCGGCGGCGGGUCGGGUUGUGUGAUUUGGUUCGGCGGGUUGGUGGAUAUGCGGCAGUACCCGGACGGCGGGCAAGAUCUCUAUGUUCGUUUGGCAGCUUCGGAUUAUCUGAAGGAAUCCAAUAGCAUUCUUGAGUCGAAGAUGAAGAUGUUGUUGAUCAUUAUCAUCCCGUCGGUCGUCUCAAUAAUAUGUGCAGUCAUUGUCCUCUCUGUUUAUUUCUGGCUCAGAAAGCAGAAACAGAGCAAGGUGAAGAACAACCUGAUCAUAAAUCUGUUUCAUCCGAGUGACGGUUCAAAUUACUUGGACGAUUCUUCGGCUCCAGCAGACAUCAACCGAACUACUAGCUACCCUGAAUUACUGCUCUUCAGCCUCGACGCCAUACACGAAGCUACUGACAGUUUUUCUCCAGCAAACGUACUUGGACAAGGGGGUUUUGGUUUAGUGUACAAGGGAAAGCUGCCCAGCGGGCAAGAGGUUGCUGUAAAACGAUUGUCCAUAAAUUCAACUGCUGGGCUGGAGCAGUUCCAGAACGAAGUGUUCUUGAUUGCAAAGCUGCAGCAUAGGAACCUUGUGAAGCUUUAUGGUUGCUGCAUUGAGCAAGAUGAACAGAUUCUGGUCUAUGAGUACCUGCCCCAGAAUAGUUUGGACUCGCUUCUCUUCGUAGACGAGAGCUUAAGGUCAGUUUUGGAUUGGAGGAAACGAUUUAACGUCAUCGUGGGAAUUGCUCGUGGGAUCUUGUAUCUUCAUCGAGAUUCAAGAUUCAGGAUAAUACAUAGAGAUCUGAAACCCAGUAACAUUCUCCUUGAUGCUGAGCUGAAUCCCAAAAUUUCUGAUUUUGGGAUGGCCAGAAUAUUGAACGGCGACCAAGUCGAAGGGACGACAAGCAGAAUUGGCGGAACGUAUGGCUACAUGUCACCUGAGUACGGGCUCUUUGGAAGGUUCUCUGUAAAAUCUGAUGUGUUCAGCUUUGGGAUGAUAUUGUUGGAAACGGUCACUGGGAAGAAGAUCAAUGGGUUUUCCCAGGAAGAUCCUUCGUUGAGCUUGAUCAGUCAUGUGUGGGAGUUAUGGAGGGCGGGCAGAGUCUCGGAGGUAGUCGAUUCGUCGCUGUUACUUAGAGACUCGAACGAGGCAGUGAGAUGCAUCCAGAUUGGGCUGCUCUGCGUGGAGGAAACUGCAGCACAUCGGCCAGAUAUGCAGGCUGUGGUUCUCAUGUUGAGCAGCGAAACAACGCCAAUUCCGUCUCCCAAACAACCUGCAUUUGUUAGCGUGAGAUCCGAGACAUGCUCUGCCUUUCGUGCUGCCAUAGCUGCGAAUGAAUCCAUUGCCGAUGGAAGCCUGUUGAUCUCCAAAGGUGGUAAAUUUGCUCUGGGGUUCUUUAGUCCGGGCCGUUCCAGGGGCAGGUAUCUUGGAAUUUGGUACCACGAGAUACCAAACCGCACUGUGGUGUGGGUUGCAAAUAGAGACAAUCCAAUCAGUGGGACUUCAGGAGUUCUUUCGCUUAACGGAUAUUGCAACCUUUUUCUGUAUAGUAACAGUAGCAGCAGGCUUCCAGCAUGGUCUGCUAAUGCUUUAGCGGGAUCAAAAGGUCCGUGCCUGGCUCAGUUACUUGAUUCAGGAAAUUUAGUGUUGAUGGAAGGUGGUACGAGUAAGAUGGCUACUGUGUGGCAGAGCUUUGACAAUCCUACAGACACUUUUCUACCUGGCAUGAAAGUUGGUCUGAAUCGGACAACAGGUGUAAGUCGCUUCUUGACAUCUUGGAGAUCAGUCGAUGACCCUGGCACAGGGCAGUUCUCAUACAAGCUUAACCCAAGCGGCUCGCCACAGUUGUUUCUGUACCGAGGUAUAAAUCCUUAUUGGCGUAACGUUCCAUUUCCAUGGAAAAGUUAUGAACUAUUUAAUGACUCUUUUGUUAAUAAUGAACUGGAACUAUCCUAUUCAUAUACUCCCGGGGAUGCUUCUGCUCUUAUGAGGGUGGUCAUUGAUCCUUUGGGUUUGUUGAAGUUCUUGGCAUGGGAUCACGGUGAUGGCGAAUGGAAGGUAUUUUUUUCAUCACCUAAGCAGAUGUGUGAUUUCUAUGGGAGCUGUGGUCCUAAUGGCAAAUGUUAUUCUAGCAUUGUUUUCCCAUAUGAAUGUGCUUGUCUACCUGGGUAUGAACCGAGGUACCCUCGAAACUGGAAAUUAAGAGAUGGAUCGAGUGGCUGUGUAAGAAAGCAAUUAGAAUCAUCUUCUAUAUGUGGGAGCGGAGAAGGGUUUGUGAGAGUUGAAAAAGUGAAGAUUCCUGAUACUUCAGCAGCAGCUUGGAUGAACUUGAGCGUGAGUAAAUUGAAUUGUGAAGCAGAAUGCAGAAAGAACUGUUCAUGCUCUGCAUAUGCUACCUAUGAUAAUGGGAAAGGGACUUCCUGUUGGACAUGGCAUGGGGAGCUGAUGGAUACGGUGAACUUGCCAGUCGAUGCUUAUGAUCUAUAUGUUCGUGUUGAUGCUCAUGAAUUAGCUGAUUAUAUGAAGGAAUCCAAUAAAUUUCUUGAAUUCAAAUUGAAGUUGAAGUUGAGUAUCAUUGUACCGUCCGUUGUCUCAGUAUGGCUUGUCAUUAUCCUGUUGGCCUAUUUGUGGCUGAGGAAGUGGAAGAUGAGGAGGGGUAUUGAUCUGACUUCACCGGGGAAACUAUCAAAUGGACAAGAGGUUGCUGUCAAACGAUUGUCCAAGAAUUCAAGGCAGGGCUUAGAACAAUUUAAGAAUGAGGUACUAUUAAUUGCAAAGCUCCAACACAGGAACCUUGUGAAGCUUUAUGGUUGCUGCAUUGAGGAAGAUGAACAGAUGUUAGUUUAUGAAUACUUGCCGUAUAACAGUUUCGAUUCGCUUCUUUUCGUUGAUCAGAACAAAAGAUCAAUCUUGGACUGGAGGAAACGGUUUGAGAUCAUAACCGGUACUGCACGUGGGAUCUUGUAUCUUCAUCAGGAUUCAAGGUUCAGAAUAAUUCAUCGAGAUUUAAAACCGAGCAAUAUCCUCCUUGAUGCUGAGUUGAAUCCCAAAAUUUCUGAUUUUGGGAUGGCUAGAAUGUUGGACAAGGAUCAGGUUGAAGGGAAGGAAAGUAGAAUUUGUGGAACUUAUGGAUACAUGUCACCCGAGUAUGCGGUGUUUGGAAGAUUUUCAGUGAAAUCCGAUGUCUUCAGCUUUGGCGUUAUCUUGCUGGAAACUGUAUCUGGGAAGAAGAGCAAUGGGUUCCCAGAGGAGGAUGCUUCUUCGAGCUUGAUCGCCCAUGUGUGGGAGUUAUGGAAGGCAGACAGAGCCUGGGAAGUAAUCGACGCAUCGCUCUCACUUAAAUGCUCGAAUGAGGCACUGAGAUGCAUCCAGAUCGGGUUGCUGUGUGUGGAAGAAAACGCAGCAGAUCGCCCCGAUAUGCUGGCUGUGGUUCUUAUGUUGAGCAGCAAAACAGCUCCUGUUCCCUUGCCUAAACAACCUGCAUUUGUUUGCGUGAGAUCCAAGUCUUAA
Molecule: messenger RNA, 4656 nt
Organism: Linum tenue
Lineage: Eukaryota; Viridiplantae; Streptophyta; Magnoliopsida; Malpighiales; Linaceae
Source: the annotation of a GenBank genome assembly